This is a messenger RNA of Anguilla anguilla (European eel), 2472 nucleotides long. RefSeq names its product G protein-coupled receptor, class C, group 5, member C (gene gprc5c). The transcript has 5 exons. NCBI's taxonomy places the organism in Eukaryota, Metazoa, Chordata, Actinopteri, Anguilliformes, Anguillidae. Gene Ontology annotation, molecular function: protein kinase activator activity; G protein-coupled receptor activity. The record is from RefSeq and is a predicted model, not a curated record. Gene Ontology annotation, cellular component: signaling receptor complex; extracellular exosome; plasma membrane. Gene Ontology annotation, biological process: G protein-coupled receptor signaling pathway. Bases 722 to 1975 code for a protein of 417 amino acids.
CUGGCAUUGCGCUAAUUCUUGACCGUGUGGACACACGUCACGUAUGCUACUCUGAACAGUCACCACAUGCGAGGUCCGUUUAAACCUCGAACAAAGCUACCCCUUCACCAAUUUCCAACCAUAUCAAUGCAGAAGUGCGGUGUAAACAAGCACGCUGCGCGGUAAGCGGGUCAGCAAAACAGAUUAAGUCGCUAAAUGUGGUUCAGGGAACAACUUUUGCUUGGCACGGUUGUGUGGUUUUAUUGUGACCCAAUACAGAGGGGCUCUAUGAGAUAUUCGUGGGCAGGAAAGGAGUCACCUGCACUGCAUGCGGGGUUGCUGUGUUACUUAGGGGGAGGAGAGGGAGGGAGGGAGAGAGGGAGGGAGAGAGAGAGAGAGCUUUUAGCAACAACAGGAUUAUACACAGCAGACGUACAUUUGCCGGAGUUUGAAAACCAUGCUAAACCAUGUUGUAUAAAGAGUUCUCCAGUUAAGGACUCAGUCCGCUUUGGCGAACUUUCAAUUUUGCACUUUUAAAUUACUGAAAUAUAAUCACAAGCGAUUUACAGAAAGUUACUCCGUUGUUUUUCGUUUGUUGAGAUAUACGGCGGAAGAUAUCACAGUCUCCGUUUUCUUUGGAGUCGUUGCGUGUUGCUCGCGUCGCAACGGCAGAUUUCACCUCUUCCAAGGUAGUGCCUAGCAGGUCUGAUGAUGCUGGGUGUGUGUGUGUGUUGCAGGUCUGAUGAUGCUGGGUGUGGGCGUCGGCCUCCUGUGGCUGUGGGCGUGGCCUGUCCCUGGCGCGGGGGCGGGGAACAGCACUCCGGAGGGGUGUGGCCCGGGGCUGGACCCGCUGUACCAGGCGCUGUGUGACCUGGGCGCGGUGUGGGGCGUGGUGGUGGAGGCCUUCGCGGCCGCGGGCGUGGUCAGCGCCUUCCUGCUGCUGCUGGUGCUGCUGGCCAGUCUGCCCUUCGCCGACAGGAAGCGGAAGGGCGUGGUAGGCCUGCAGGCCGGCUUCCUGCUGGGCACGCUGGGCCUGUUCGGCCUGGCCUUUGCCUGCGUGGUGGGCCGCGACUUCGCCACCUGCGCCUCCCGCCGCUUCCUGUGGGGGGUGCUGUUCGCCGGCUGCUUCUCCUGCCUGCUGACGCACGGCGUGGCGCUGAGCUGGCUGGCGCGGCGGGAUUGGCGGCCGGGUGGGGGGGCGCUCUGCCUGGCCGCUCUGGCGCUCUGGCUGGUGGAGGUCAUCAUCAACACGGAGUGGCUGAUCCUCACGGUGACACGCUACCCGCCCAACGCCACCGGGCUGGCCACGCCCUGCGCCGUGGCCAACCCGGACUUCGUGGCGGCGCUGGUGUACGUGAUGGUGCUGCUGCUGGCGGCCGCGGUCGCCCCCCUGCCCGCGCUGGCGGGGAAACACCGGCAGUGGCGCCGCGAGGCGGCCUUCGUCCUCACCACCGCCAUCCUCUCCGCCGGCGUCUGGGCCGCCUGGAUCGCCAUGUACGUCUACGGCAACCAGCGCCACGGCAACCCCGGUUGGGACGACCCCACGCUGGCCAUCGCCCUGGUGACGAACGGCUGGGUGUUCCUGAUGCUCUACACCAUCCCCGGGGUGUGCACCCUGACGCAGGAGGGCCCCGCCCAGCCCGGACACGGGGACGAGUCCUACCCCCCCCGAGGGGUGGGAUAUGAGACCAUCUUAAAGGAGCAGACGUCCCAGAACAUGUUUAUGGAGAACAAGGCAUUCUCUAUGGAUGAGCCCAACACAGCCCAGAAGCCAAUCUCUCCCUACAGUGGGUACACUGGUCAGCUGCGCAGUUCUGUGUACCAGCCCACUGAACUUGCCCUGAUCACCAAAGGAGUGGGAAGUCAGAUAGAUCUCUCCUAUGAGACGGUUCUCCCUCGAGUCUCGCCCCCGUCCCAGAGCAGCAGCCCCUCCCCCCAGCCAGACCAGACCCCUCCCAGCAACGGUAACGGCCUGCAUAGGAAGGUUCAGUGGUGAUGUGGUCCGAUCCAGUCUGCUCCGGUCCAGUCCAGUCUGACCAAGUCUCAUCCAGUCUGAUCCAUACAAACAUACACAUACACGCACAUACACGCACACACACACACACACGCACAUACACGCACACACACACACACACACACACACACACACACACACACACACACACACACACACACACACACACACAUUCAGUCUGUAAGGUUGGAAACGCAGGUGUGCUUUGCUGCUUUUAGCCCUGAAGUCACAGACAUCUUCAGAGCCGCCUUAAUAAAUGCAGCAAAUAAAAUUAUUAUUAUUGUUGUAAAUUUUCCCUUUGAAAUAUUUUUAUACAAACCUCAUUCAGAUGGAAUCAGUGAGUAGAAUAUGUACAACCAAAAUCCUGACUUUUUAUUUUAUUUUUAGUGAUUGUUGAUUCUUAUAUUUAUGUAUGAAGUGGUUAUUUUUACAAAUCUUUGAAAUGUUCAGAUGAAUAUUAAACUGUUUCAAUCACAGUA